AUGGAGUUCUCCAAUGGCCGCUUGCUUCCUCACAGCUCAAGAGGGAGAGACUCCAGCAAGAUGAGACUUACAGUCUUAUGCGCAUGCGUCCCUUCCUUUUCCCACGGUGGGAAAAAAAAGACACCACCUCUUUUCCUUCCGCUUUGUAUAUCUUUUGGCCCGGGCGACUCGCCAUCGCCCUUGGGGAGGCGUUCACUGGCCGAAGUGAUGGCGACCGGGACCCCAGAUUCGCAAGCGCGAUUCGGUCAGUCCGUGAAGGGGCUUCUGACGGAGAAAGUGAACACCUGUGGUACUGAUGUGAUCGCUCUAACCAAGCAGGUUCUGAAGGGCUCCCGGAGCUCCGAGCUGCUAGGUCAGGCAGCUCGAAACAUGGUACUACAGGAAGAUGCCAUUUUACACUCAGAAGAUAGUUUAAGAAAAAUGGCAAUAAUAACAACUCAUCUUCAGUAUCAGCAAGAAGCUAUUCAGAAGAAUGUUGAGCAGUCUUCAAAUCUACAGGACCAGUUGAAUCAUCUAUUGAAAUAGAACGAGUUAGAAGAGGGCGAAAGCACUUCUUUGCCUGACCCUGAGGAGGAAGUAUCUUACAUAACCAUGUGCCAUGGGUUUGAUUUUCCAUUUUCUUUUCCAAAAGUUAAGUUAGAAAAGAUCUGUGAUGAUGAACAGUUUCUCCUGAAAGGAAAUUAGGUGACUAAAUUUUAGAAGCACUUAUUAAAUCAAACCAACGCAUGCUCUUAAUUAAUUUUUAAGUUGUUCUGUUAGUUUGAUAUUAAAGCAAAAUUAAAAGAUGUCUUAGUUUUUCCCACAGAAUUUUAAUACGUUAAAAGCCAUGUUGUCUAAAUGUGUUUCUUAAGCAAAUACUGAUUAGUGUUUUAAAUUCUGACUUAGAGAUUCUACUGUGAAUUUAUAAGAAUGAUUAAUAUUUUUUAAAGACUUUUUUUCUUUUAAUCAUACUUUCAGGAAAUAUUUUAAUUUCAUGGUCACAGAAUGAUGAUUAGGUAAUACUGGUUGUUUUCUUUUCUAGUAACUAAGAAGAGAUACUUAUUUUAUUUGUUGGAGCAAAUUCCUUCAUGAAAAUUAGGCAAAUGGUAUCAUAUCUGGCCAGCUGCAACCUCCUGCCUUGACCUUCAUUCCUAGGGUUUCUUUGUUGUUGUGACUCUUGAUUAAGUGGCCUUGGGUUCAUUUUGUAAUUUUGCUAGUCGUCAGCAAAUUCACUUGUAUGAUAUUAUUGCCAAGUGAGAACGCAGCUAAAUUACCAAGAUUGCAGUAUAAGGUUGUGCCAUGUAGAAAACCUUAUGUUUGUAGACAUAUACCUAUGUUCACUGAAUUUAUCUUAUUAAAUGUUAUUGCCUUUGUUCUCAA
Messenger RNA from Dama dama (fallow deer), 1359 nucleotides. It is a transcript of the gene BORCS7, whose product is annotated as BLOC-1 related complex subunit 7. The record is from RefSeq and is a predicted model, not a curated record. NCBI's taxonomy places the organism in Eukaryota, Metazoa, Chordata, Mammalia, Artiodactyla, Cervidae. The transcript is spliced from 6 exons. Bases 1 to 525 code for a protein of 174 amino acids. Gene Ontology annotation, cellular component: BORC complex.